Fusarium redolens is the source of this 1824-nucleotide messenger RNA. RefSeq lists its product as uncharacterized. The transcript is spliced from 2 exons. The record is from RefSeq and is a predicted model, not a curated record. NCBI's taxonomy places the organism in Eukaryota, Fungi, Ascomycota, Sordariomycetes, Hypocreales, Nectriaceae. The coding region runs from base 1 to 1824 and encodes 607 amino acids. Gene Ontology annotation, cellular component: plasma membrane; cell wall.
AUGGCUCCGACAAGUCGCAUCGCCUUUUUGGCGCUGUCAUUCCUCCUUUCAGGCCAUUUCGCAGCAGCUGAAUGCGACAUUUCUGGCAAUUACACGAUUAUCGCUGCACCCGACGACCAAGAUGGAGUUCAAUCCUGCAAAGAUGUCGAUGGCUCUAUGUCGCUCCUCUUCGAUAAGGAUCCCUCUUCUUGGCCAUCCAACAAGGCUUCGGUAGACCUCGGCGAUAUCAGCUCACUUACCGGCGACCUUGUCAUUUAUCCCCACCACGAUUCGAAGAAGACGGUUGUUACGGCAUCGAGUUUGAAGACGAUUGAAGGAGCCCUUACGAUAUGGAACACAGGAACCGGAAAGGACCACACGAUUGAGGAGUUCGACCUGGUAUUCGACGCGUUGGAGGAAGUUGGCAAGGACUAUGUCAUCACAGAAGCUUUUGCUAAGCUGUCACUUGAGCACAAGACUGAUAUCACGGUGGGGGGUAUGGCAAGAGUUUACGAUACCGAUGUGGAGGAGCUGCAGCUCAAUGGAGUGUAUACCGUCAACGGAGACUUCUCAAUCGACUCCAACAGCAACAUGAAGGAGUUGGAUGUCCCCGCUCUCACCUAUGCCAACAAGGGCUUUAUAGUCAAGGGCAAUAAUGCUCUCGAGAAGGUCUCAUUUGCACAGCUGAAGGGCGUCAAAGGAAACAUGCAGUUCAACCAGAAUGGCGCACUACAAACGAUCUAUCUCGCAGCCCUCGAGUCGGCUGCGACCAUGGCUAUCACCGCUAACGGAAACGAUGCUACUGUGCUGCUCCCUUGGCUGUCGUCUAUCGGAAACAGCACCACUACGGCUACCUCAGACUUCAGCGGGCUUGGAAAGAUUGAGUUCUCAUCUCUUCGCACGGUCAAUGGCUCAUUGACCUUUGAGUCUAAUUCAUUUGAAGACCUUACUAUCCCUUUGUUGAAGGAGAUGAAUGGCGCUAUUACUGUGGAGGACAACCCUUCUCUAACGACCUUUGCUUUACCAAGAGUUACAUACGUGGAGGAACUGGAUAUCAGCGGCAACGACGAACUCACCAAUAUUACAGCCAACGCUCUCAAGUCUGCUGGCACAAUUGCGAUCAAGGGAUCCUUUACGAACGUGGAGUUCUUCAACCUGAAGAAGGUUACGGGAGAUUUCAAGGUUUCUGGUGACGAGUCUAUGGACUGCAGUUGGUUUGAUGCCAAUAUUAAGAGCAUUGUUGUAGGAAAAUACACCUGUGUUGGAGAUCACGACAAGAAGGAGAGGAAGCCGAGUACUGGAGGCAUUGAGGAUACAGAGGGUAACCCCAAGGAUUAUAUGUCAUCUCCAGAUGACGACGAGGGCAAUGGUGCUGGCGGCGGCAGCAGUGGAAGCGGAAGCGGAAGUGACUCAGAUAGUGGAAGUUCUGAUGGAGACAAGGGAGGCUCGAAGGGAGGACUUUCAACAGGUGCAAAGGCCGGCAUUGGAAUCGGCGUUGCCAUCAUCGUUGUUCUUCUUAUCGUCGGCGCCGUGAUGUUCUGGCUCUGGCGCCGCCGUCGAACCGCAGCACCUGGCGAAAAGCGCCUCGGCAGCAGUGGCAGCGGCUCAACCAAGAAGGGCAUCUUUGACGGACAGCAAAUGGGUGUCCAGACAAAGAUCGAAGCCACCAACCCCAGCCCAUCUCCUAGCAUCGGCACUUUGAAUUUCGGGCGCAACUCUCUGAUUGAGUCGACUGGCGGCUUUACCGAGAAGAGUCUCAAUGCUUGGAAGACGAUUCGAAGAGUUAGUGUCUCUUCGGGUGGUUCUUCAACUGUCAAGGAGGGAACGAGUAUUCUCAAGGGUUGA